CAUAUUUGCAAGUGCCUCGCACAUCACCGCAAGUGCUCUGUCCCAUCAGUGGCAGCGAAAUUACUCCGCUCAGCAAGCACGCCGGCCGCCGAAAUUCGGAAGCAAAAAAACUGGUGAGGUAAAAAAAAACAAAUCUACUUAUUAGCACGAAAGCCCACUGUGGUGGGAUGCUGACCGUUUUUUACAUCACAAUUGUUGUCUUCCCGGAGAUAACCUAGCCACUGGCAUAGCGCGCGGUGCGCCGCGAUGUUCACAAAACUGAUCCUUUUCGUGAAGUGGCCACUUUUCACCUUCAUUGUUUUUCAAACAACUAGUCUUUUCGGCGUCCAGGCAAAUGAAUUGAUAUUAGUUGAUAAUUCCGUCAUUACCGUGACAAACCACACCACGUUUGCAGUCUACGUGCCAUACACCUUAAUAUAUUUCACCUAUUGGGGAGGUGGAAUAAAACAGGAGCUUAAGUCUGAACCUCAGGCUCAGUCUCGAAUACUCGGCGGAACAGCGGCGGUGGCCGAACAGUUCACUUUUUACAUUUACGUUGAGGCCACCAAAUAUAACGGAAUUGUAAAAUGCGGCGGUGCCCUGCUCUCUGAAGAUUGGGCAAUAACAUCGGCCACCUGUGUUGCUGCAGCCGCGACGAUUCAGGUGUACGCGGGAAUCAUCGCGCCUCCGACCGCGACCGACACCAUGGUGUACGCCAGAGCCAUUAUCCAUCCCCAGUUUAGGUUCAACUACAAAGUGCACAAUCUGGCACUUCUGAAAUUCAGGGCUUCAAUACCACUUGGAAUUUCGAUUGCGCCAAUAAGAAUUUUAGCCUAUGACCUGUCCAAAGUCAGAACUGACUUAACGCUGCGGACAAUGGGACUUGGAACGUCAGACGAUUCAACUGACGUUGGUACCGAAUUACAGUAUGUAGAUUUGCCGCGGAUUAGACGGCAAUUCUGCAACAUUCAGACCUCAAAUUCUUUCAUUGACUACCCACUAAACACCGAGUGUUUGGGCACGGAGGGAGGGUCAAAAGGAUUCUGCUUUGUCGACAUUGGCGGUCCAGUGGUUUACGUAACACCCGGCACUCAACCCAACGUUGAGGAUUUCAAGUUGGUCGGAAUCAACUCGGAAUUCGUGGGCUGCCCAAGCAAUCAGCCGAUGGCCUUCACCAGACUGGCUCCUUACGUUUCUUGGAUUAGAGUACAAACAAAGAACACUUUUUUCUCUUAGUAACAAUUCUUUGAUGGAUUUCGUAGACUGCGAUAUCAGUUUUUUUCUUUUAAAAAGUGACUAUAAGAAAAAUCCGCUGCUAUUAAUGGUCAAAUUUAAAUUAUAAUUAGUGCAAAAUUAUAGCAUAAAAUUAGCAAAAUGCUGCGAAAUUAUAUAUCUAACAAUGUGUACAAUAAAGCUUAAAAAGCUUUUCCCGCAAAAAACUUAUUGCAAUAGCAAUUAAGUAUAAUUUAACCAUUAUAGAUAGCAAUACCAGGUGCCUAAUUGUAUUUUAGUUAUGUUUUGCUGCAAUAAAAAAAUAGUAAGUAUAGAAGUGAAGUGACGUUUUACAACUGGCAGCGCUCAUAAAUUUGGCUUAAUAUUACACUAGAAGAAAAACAUAAUAUUUACAAUUUUUCUAUGUACAGCAAUUAAAAUGAGUUGUUCCUGCAAUAAAACAAUCUUCAACUUCUGAAAAUUCUGCAAUAAUUUGUUCCAGUAAAACUUUAUGAAAGCAAUUAAAUCAUUACGCUGUAUGUGCCAUGAAUAGAUGUUUGUUUUAUUUUAGCACAUUGAUUGAGAGACAGAAAUCGAUUAUUAUGAUAGACUUUGAUUUUUAAACAAAAUUGUUUAGGAGAAAAAAGUUAAAAAAAAAAAUCAAAUAAGCAUUGCAGACUUGUAAUAAAGUGAAUUAUUCAAUAGCACCUUAAUAUGUACAAUUAGAAUCACAUUGCUUGAAAAAUUUAAUUAAAAAUAUUAAUAAUAGCAAUAGUUUUACAUGCGAUUAAAAAAAAAUAUGUGGAAAAUACGUGGUGCUGGCACCCUUUUAUAGAACGAAAGAAGUGUGUCCCGUAAAAUAUAGGCUGAGAAAAUGCUCUGCAUCAUAAACCUGUUUUAAUGACGACGAGAUUAUGUUCAAUAAAAUGUUCUCGCUCAACACCAGAUUUUUUUUUG
Messenger RNA from Neocloeon triangulifer, 2148 nucleotides. Its product is annotated as trypsin-1-like. The record is from RefSeq and is a predicted model, not a curated record. The transcript has 7 exons. Bases 247 to 1215 code for a protein of 322 amino acids. Gene Ontology annotation, molecular function: serine-type endopeptidase activity. NCBI's taxonomy places the organism in Eukaryota, Metazoa, Arthropoda, Insecta, Ephemeroptera, Baetidae. Gene Ontology annotation, biological process: proteolysis.